Drosophila willistoni is the source of this 2069-nucleotide messenger RNA. Its product is annotated as solute carrier family 22 member 1. The coding region runs from base 1 to 1908 and encodes 635 amino acids. The transcript has 4 exons. Gene Ontology annotation, molecular function: transmembrane transporter activity. The record is from RefSeq and is a predicted model, not a curated record. NCBI's taxonomy places the organism in Eukaryota, Metazoa, Arthropoda, Insecta, Diptera, Drosophilidae. Gene Ontology annotation, biological process: transmembrane transport.
AUGGCUGACACGAUCUCCAGCGAUUCCCUGCGACGCAAGUCAUCAUCGUCCAGUUCCAGCAACGAUGUGGAUAUUGUGGAUCAGAUAAAUGGCUGCUUUGGGCGUUGGCAAUUGCGCACAAUAUUGUUGAUCUUUCUGUGUAAAAUUCCGACAGCCUGGUUUAUGGCCUGCAUCAUCUAUACGGCGCCAUAUCCACGCAAGGGAGAAUUGGUCUGUCGACCAGCUGGCUGGAAUGCCAGUCAAUCGCAGGAACUACUUGAAGAGCAUACUGAGAUAAAUACCCUUCUCUCAGAGGAACGGAGCACAGAUCGUCUAUUCAAUGUGGAUGUAUGCAGCGCCUACGCUCUGAGCUUGACUCAAGGAUUUGUGCGGCGCUACGGCCAGGAAUGGAAUACCAGCUCAAGGGAUACGGAUUCAUCGCAUUUGCCGUGUGAGAAGGUGGAACAUACCACGGCCUAUAAGUCCUUGAUCACUCAGUUCGAUUUGAUUUGCUCGAGACGUGUGCUGGUUGCCGUUACCCAAUCCUUUCAUGCCUUAGGUGCUCUAGUUGGAGGUCUACUGGCCUAUAAAGCUCUUUCCAGCAUUAGUCCUCGACGUCUGAUGCUCUAUGGCAUGUUGGGUCAAAUAUUUUGUGGUAAUCUCACAGGUUUGGUGGAUACCUAUCAACUGCAUGUCUACUUUCGUUGUCUCACUUCGGUUUUCUGUGCCUUUAUGUAUACGGCCGGACAGUUUAUAUUAAAUGACAUAACUUCUGGCCAGGCGCGCAUUUUGGUAAUAACUUUGUCGGAACUCUUUUGGUCUAUUGGUUUAAUUCUACUGCCGGCUAUAUCAAUAUAUUUUGACGAUUGGAGCUAUCUGUAUGUGGCCAUAUCAUCAUCACUUUUCAUACUUGUCUGGCUACAUCGUUGGAUAGCAGAUGCUCCGCGUUGGUUGUUACGCCAUCAGCGUAUUGAGGAAGCAUUGCGAGAACUGCUGGAAUCGGCUACCUAUAAUGGAAGAAAAGUGCCCUUGACUUUGGAUGUACAACUUACGAUCUAUGCCAAGGAUUUGGAAUCAAAAGAUCAGAAAAAACGCAGUUAUUGUGGCAUAUGGGAUGGUGAGACAAAGCGAAGUCAAUUAAUCUACAUACAUUGCAUUUGGGCCUGUGCCUUGGUGUUAUAUAAUAUUAUUUUGCUAAUGAUACGCACCUUGGGCAGUGCUCAAGUGCAUGUUAAUACGGCAGCUUUGGGAUUUGCGGAAAUGGUUGGAGUGUUUGUGGGUCUUUAUUUUAUACUAUACACCCGGAGACACUGGAGAUGGGCCGGAAAUCUAAUGAUAGUAGCAGGAAUUUGCACAUAUUUUGUGUGGCUAUUGCCGGAGACUGCUCGCAACUCGAGACGUGUGGGACUGGAACUUUUCUUUUGGUUACUCCUAAAGUUUGCCAACUCGGCUUCUAUAGCCGUGCUUACCACUUGCACCGGUGAAAUGGUGUCGGCGGAGAAACGUGUGUUUUUCCUACUCUCUGUGAUCACUUUUAGCCGGCUGUGUCUUGUCUUUAGUCCUUUGCUUACCACUUUGGUGGUUAUUCAUCCACUUGUGCCCAUCACAAUUAUUGCCACUCUAGGCUGGAUAUAUGGACUGGCUUUACGGCGACUCAAUCGCUACUAUUGGAAUACGGAACAACCGCAUAUUGAUCAUGUUCCCACUCCAAAUACCUAUCGCCGCAAUUCGGCCCUCAUAUUGAGACGCAGAAGUUCAACUAGCUCCGAAGUUAGUGGCUUCAGCAAUGAAUUACUAUCUAAUUUUGAACACAAUCUGGCUGUUAGCAUUGCUGAUAUAUGGCACAUAAAUUUUAAUCCCAUCAAUGAACUGGAAGAAAUAGAAUUAAAUGAAAAGGCUGUCAAAUCGCGCAGCUUGGAAACAGUAUAACAAAAAUCAAUGCUGCCUAGAAGUAUGCAACGUUUAGUCUUCAAAUAAUUGUGAUCAAUAAAGAAAAAUUAGAAUUAUUACCAUAAGAAAUCUUUAAGCAAAAUGAAAACAAUUUAAAUUGAUUAGAAUUAAAUAAACCUUUUCUAUUUUUAGAAACAAAA